Molecule: messenger RNA, 1837 nt
Organism: Epinephelus lanceolatus (giant grouper)
Lineage: Eukaryota; Metazoa; Chordata; Actinopteri; Perciformes; Serranidae
Product: beta-1,3-N-acetylglucosaminyltransferase lunatic fringe-like
Biological process (GO): pattern specification process
Cellular component (GO): Golgi membrane
Molecular function (GO): O-fucosylpeptide 3-beta-N-acetylglucosaminyltransferase activity
Source: RefSeq, a predicted model, not a curated record
GUCACCCACUGAAGGAGAACAGCAGGGUGUCUGUAACUUGUGUCUCCACUGUGGAGAUGUUGUAAACUGAAGAGAAGUGUUUCAGUCCAUGAGUGAAGCUGUAAACCGUCCUCACCGUCACAAUGUGGAGACUUACCGGUGAACCAAAGAGCUCCUUCAGCUCUGCCGCGGGACCGCGCGCUGCUGCCGCCGCGGUCACCUGUCUGCUCGUGACCGGCAUGCUGGUCGUCACUGUGGGACAGCCGAGCACAGGAGACCCGGUGGAGCCUCCAGCUGCUGCUGCGACCACCAGCGGAAAAGUUUUCUCGGCGUAUUUCCGGAAACUCACCCGGGAGAGGCGAGCGGUGAGCGACCAUCCGCGGAGAAGCGCUCCCCCCGGGCCGGUGGAGCAUCUCUCCCCGGCUGACCUGUUCAUAGCGGUGAAGACCACUGGGAGAUACCACCGGCAGAGACUGGAGCUCCUGCUGGACACCUGGAUCUCCAGGAACAUGCAACAGACGUUCGUGUUCACUGAUGGAGAGGACGAGAAGCUGAGGAAAAGGAUGGGAGCUCACCUGAUCAACACCAACUGCUCAGCGGCUCACAAUCGUCAGGCCCUCUCCUGUAAGAUGGCUCUGGAAUACGACACUUUUAUUAACUCUGGGAAGAAGUGGUUCUGUCACGUCGAUGAUGAUAACUACCUGAACGUCGGCUCCCUCCUGAAGCUCUUGUCUCAGUACAGUCACACACAGGACGUUUACAUCGGACGGCCCAGCUUGGAGCGACCAAUAGAAGCCACAGAGAGUCUCGGCACCACUGACAUGAAACAGGUGCAUUUCUGGUUCGCCACAGGAGGAGCAGGAUUCUGUCUGAGCCGUGGCCUCGCUCUCAAGAUGAAACCCUGGGCGAGCGAUGGCGCCUUCAUGGCAACAGCUGAGCACAUUCGCCUCCCGGACGACUGCACCGUCGGUUACAUCGUGGAAGCGCUGCUUGGCGUGAGCCUCAUCCGCUCAGCGUUGUUCCACUCCCACCUGGAGAACCUGGGACUGGUGUCAGACAUACACAACCAGGUGACUCUCAGCUACGGCACAGUGGAAUACAGCAGGAACACUGUCAACGUGAAAGGACCAUUUUCAAUAAAUGAAGAUCCUACGAGGUUCAGGUCAGUCCAUUGUUUGCUGUACCCAGACACUGCUUGGUGCCCGAGCCCCCGGCGACUUUAACACCCAUCCACAGGCUCAGGCAGACUGGUGGAGGAGAACAAGUUAAUGUCUGGCGUAACUCGAUUCUCUCUGAUGGAGGAGGAAAUCAUUGCAGACAUCCAGGAAAAAAGGGAGUGUCACUGCUGCCCACCUCUGGCCUUUAAGUGCUGAAGAAUCUGUGGAACAUUUAAACAUAAAUGUUUUCCUUUAUGUGGAACUAUCAUUUUAUUAGUUUGACACCUGAACUCUGACCCUGUCUGGUGUCAGAAUGGCAAAAAUUGCACCAAAAGAAGACUUAAGGUCACAGUUCUUGGACAGAUGAAAAAUGGAGACGACUUAUUUUACUUUUUACAUAUUUUCAUUUCCUGAGGGUGGCACAAGAGGGAAAGCCCUAUUGUAGCCCUGUCAGACCUGCCUUAUCUUUCCUCUGUCUCACACUCAGCUGUCCUUUGUCAGUUUCAGUUCUCGUUUGUUACCUUCAGCUGCACUCAGGCUCAGCUGUGUAUUGAGGUUAAAGGGACAGUUCACCCGCAAAUCAAAAAUACAUAUUCGUUCCUCUCACCUAUAAAGCUAUUUAUCAGACUAGAUUGUUUUGGUGUGAGUUGCAGAGUGUUGGAGUUAUCAGACCUAGAGAUGUCUGCCCUCUCUUCAGUAUA